This is a messenger RNA of Python bivittatus (Burmese python), 491 nucleotides long. RefSeq names its product S100 calcium binding protein A11 (gene S100A11). Lineage: Eukaryota; Metazoa; Chordata; Lepidosauria; Squamata; Pythonidae. Gene Ontology annotation, cellular component: cytoplasm. Gene Ontology annotation, molecular function: calcium ion binding; calcium-dependent protein binding; S100 protein binding. Gene Ontology annotation, biological process: regulation of cell population proliferation. The record is from RefSeq and is a predicted model, not a curated record.
CCAACUCUCGACCACAGCUAUGUCUUCCAAAUAUACCGGUGGCCCCACCGAAACCGAGCGCUGCAUCGAAUCACUACUGGCUGUUUUCCAGCGCUACGCUGGGAAGGAAGGGAGCAACUGCACUCUCUCCAAGAAGGAAUUCAAAAUUUUCAUGGACACGGAGCUGGGAUCUUUCACAAAGAACCAGAAAGAUCCAGGCGUCAUUGACCGCAUGAUGAAGAAGCUGGACAUGAACAGCGACGGGCAGCUGGACUUUUCUGAGUUCUUGAAUCUGAUCGGAGGACUGGCAGAGGCCUGCCACAAACACGCGAUGUCCUCGCCCACCAGCGCGUGCCACAAGAAACCGUGAAGGCAUCCGGGCCAUUUCAAGCCACGUCGUCCGAAACAUUCCAAAAUCGGUGAAUUCCGUAAGGUCCUGAUCGAGAACGGUGUGCGACGUCCUUUACUUUUUUUUCUUUUUUAAAUUUGAAUAAAAUCAAGAAUAAAGCAGA